This is a messenger RNA of Aspergillus tanneri, 1200 nucleotides long. RefSeq names its product phosphatase PAP2 family protein. NCBI's taxonomy places the organism in Eukaryota, Fungi, Ascomycota, Eurotiomycetes, Eurotiales, Aspergillaceae. Gene Ontology annotation, molecular function: inositol phosphoceramide synthase activity. The coding region runs from base 1 to 1200 and encodes 399 amino acids. The record is from RefSeq and is a predicted model, not a curated record. The transcript has 3 exons. Gene Ontology annotation, cellular component: inositol phosphoceramide synthase complex. Gene Ontology annotation, biological process: inositol phosphoceramide metabolic process; sphingolipid biosynthetic process.
AUGGCGACUACAGCACUGGAGUCGCAAGCUCAGCAGCCUGAUCUAGGCAAGCCACAGUUCGCGUCUCACACAUGGCUCGAACCAAUUGUUGUCGUGGGGAUAAUGAUUGGGUCUCUAAUUGUCAAUCGCCGCAGAAACUAUAGCAUACUGGGGAGGAAAUCGUCAGGAUUGAAUGACACAUACCCCGAUGAGGAUGAGGAUACAUAUGGAGGUAACGGCCAGUAUUCGAGAACGCAGAGCGUAUGUGGGAUCACGUUCAAGACACCAGAUUCAUCCCGAUGGGCGCACCACAUCCACAGCCGGAUAAUCCAGAAAUAUCCGUUCCUAGUCGAAAUGUUCUACUGGGCUGUGAACUUUUUAUUUUAUUCCUUCACGAAAGCCAUCGCACAGUGGCUAUCACCCGCUGAGAUCGGCGUUGUUCAGGUUGCGCAAAACCACGCCAUCGAUAUCCUUAACUUCGAGCACAAGUCCUUCUUCAGCUUCCUUUUCAUCGAAGAGUCGGAAUUCCAAUCGUUCUUUAUGACCAACCACCCGUCCAUCAUGACUUUCUUCAACCGCAUUUAUUCGCUCGUCCACAUUCCCGGAACUGUUUUGUUUCUCUCAUGGUACUACUACGCGGCGGAAGACCACAACGCCUUCGCCGUGGCACGACGGACUAUGACCCUAGGUAAUUUUGCGGCGUUUAUGAUCUUUUGUUUCUACCCUUGCAUGCCACCGCGAAUGCUUCCCGAAGCCUAUCAUUUCUACGAUACUGUCCGCCAGGACCACGCCGAGAGUGUCUGGGUAGGCGGGCAAUCCAUCAACCAGCUCGCCGCCAUGCCCAGUCUUCACUUCACCUACGCCUUUGUCAUUGGAUGCACGUUUCUCUACCAUUCCGGUAUCCUGCCUAAGUUCUGUGGCCGACCCGCGAGGAAGUCCCUCUUCAAACAGAUCUUGUACAUCACGCUUGCGAUCGUUUAUCCACUACUAGUCCUCGGUGUUAUUGUCGCCACUGCAAACCACUACUGGUCAGAUGCCUUGGUAGCGAUGUUCUCCGUCGCCAUAUGCUUCCUUGGGAAUCGGGUUCUGUUGCUAUUGCUUCCCGUCGAGUAUUUGGUUUGUUGGGCACUACGGCUAGCCAAGCCGAAGCCCACCACUGGAUACCGGUCUCUCAGCAAAUACCAUUCGAGACAGGAUGACGUCCAGUAUAAUCCUGUAUAG